AUGCCUCUACCAGGUAAUCCUCCCGAUUCGCUUUCCGGUUUCUGCUCGCCAGGCAUUCAACCUCCAGCUACCUCACGACGCUAUACCAUCACUGACGCGCAUUUGGCGAUUAUGGGACGAGCCGACACGUUCUUAAGAAUAGCUGGCAGACGGCUCACUUUCGGAUACCAUUCGGGGACGAGUACGAGCGUCCCCUCCACCAGACCAGCAUCACAGCUCUUCACAGCUCGUUGGACGCCACGUGUCGCGAUGGGAUUGGAGGCCUCUCACGCGUCACCACAAGCACCAAUUAUACCGUCGGGCACGGUGGCUCACAAUCUAGACGCUCACAACCCUCACCAACUAGACGCUCUCAACACUCACCAUGUAGAACCUUCCAUCACUAACCAGAGUAUGAGCGCGUGCAGUUCCAUGGCUGUUCAAGCUGCCACGGCAGCUGCAGCAACGACAGCGGCAGCAGCCGCAACCGCCGCUUUAGCAGGUCCAAUCGGAGUCAGCCACGUGUGCGCCGGUCUGGAUGUAGAUGCGUUUCCGUUUCACGGAGUCUCGUUCCUUUCCCCUUUGCCCUUCUCGAGAAGCAUCAGCAGCAGCAGCAUCAGCACCAGCACCAGCACCAGCAGCAGCGGCAUGGGCAGCAUGAACAGUAUUAUGAGCAGCAGCAGCGGGGCGCGCUCGUUACAAGGAAGCGGGGGCAGCUGGCAGGCGAUCCAAUUCGCGGCAGGCUCGGGGUCGGGGCUGGGCGGCGCGGCGUGGUGGCGAGAGCUGCACGAAGCUGCCACGGCCGCCACCCGCAGCUGUGAGAACAGCCCGCGCGGACAGCAGCUCAGAGGGAUCAGCCCAAGAGGGGAGAAGCCCAGGGGAGUCAGUCCCGUAGGGGAACAGCGCAGGAGAGAAUUCACUGUGCCUGGCAAUAGCAGUGCCGUUAGCGCGAGCCAUGAACACAGAGAAGGUAUUACUGGCACAAAUGACAGCAGUGCGAGCAGCGGCAAUGGCAAGGAUGAGAGUGUGACCAAAGUUCCAGAAGCGGUGCGGGCGGAUCCGCUUCAGUGGCUGCCGCGGUAUGUGAAGGUGGUGGAGGUGGGGCCGCGGGACGGGCUGCAGAACGAGAAGCAGCAGGUGGCGGUGGGCGUGAAGGUGGAGCUCAUUCAUCGCCUCAUGGCCGCUGGGCUGCCCGUCGUGGAGGCUACGAGCUUUGUUUCGCCCAAAUGGAUCCCACAGCUCUCAGACGCGCCAGAGGUGAUGCAGCGAGUGCAGAGCAACGGCCGCACCAAGCUACCAGUCCUAACACCCAAUCUGAGAGGCCUUGAGAACGCCGUGGCAGCCGGAGCUAAGGAGGUGGCCGUGUUUGCUGCUGCUUCUGAGGCGUUUUCCAAGAAGAACAUCAACUGCUCGGUGGAGGAGAGUUUGGAGCGGUACAGAGCGGUUUGCGAUGCUGCGAAGGAGAUGGGCAUUCCUGUGAGAGGCUAUGUGUCGUGUGCGGUGGGAUGCCCCUACGAGGGUCACAUAGAGCCGGCAGCAGUGGCGAGGGUGGCAAAAGCACUGCACGACAUGGGGUGCUACGAGGUGUCUCUCGGUGACACCAUCGGCGUCGGCACUCCUGGCUCAGUGGCGCCCAUGCUGGACGCCGUGUGUGCGUGUGUGCCGCCCGCCUCCCUCGCUGUUCAUUUCCACGACACCUACGGGCAGGCCCUCGCUAACAUCCUCGUGGCGCUGCAGGUGAGAUGCCUGCACUGCACCUACUGGGGCUGGUUUCGCUCGUGUGUUAGUCUUCUCAAUGGCCUACGAGCUCAUCUGCUUGUUCUCUUCCUCAGCUGCUUAACAUCACUGAGCUUCCCCUCCUGUCGCCUUCCCCUCCUGUCGCCUUCCCCUCCUGUCGCCUUCCCCUCCUGUCGCCUUCCCCUCCUGUCGCCUUCCCCUCCUGUCGCCUUCCCCUCCUGUCGCCUUCCCCCCACCUUCACACACCUCACUACAUAG
Closterium sp. Yama58-4 is the source of this 1974-nucleotide messenger RNA. Lineage: Eukaryota; Viridiplantae; Streptophyta; Zygnematophyceae; Desmidiales; Closteriaceae. The record is from the annotation of a GenBank genome assembly.